UUAAAUAUUCAUGUUUGAUUCUGUACGAAAGUCAGUGUAUAAGAGAGAGAGAGAGAGGAACACUGUUGUGGCUCUCAUUCAACCUGCGAGCGCCCCUCCUUCUGUCUGUCUCCGCACGCACUUCAAAGCUGCACUUCAAAGUGGUGUCGAGACUAGAGUUGCUCUUUCCGCCUGGUGGUGCCACGCGCCUCGCACCAUCGUCGUCACAAUGCCUCGAGGAUUCUUGGUGAAGAGGAAGCGUCGGGGUUCGGCGUCAUAUCGGUCACGAACAAACAGCAUCAAGCCCGAAACAUUUGACUCUGAAAACUCUGAAGCCGUGAGCCCAGUGUUAAGUGUUUUUCCAUUUCAGAAUGCAGAUGAAGAAAUGUCUGUUUCCCGCGAGGACCCUGCCGGUGUCAGGGAGGCGUGGAGCCCGCACGUGGAGUCCGCGUUGGAAGCAGAAGCUGAAAGGAGCGCGCAGUUACCGGAGACCGAAGAGCAGGUGAGCGAAGUGGACGUUUUGAGUCUGGAUGGCGAUUUGUCCUGCUACUACCCUCCUCAGCACGACCCUGCCUUAACAGAGUCCUGCAGUCCGGUUAAACCGGUAGGCACAAGACUUCCAGAGCAGCACGAGGACCGAGAAAAACCGCCGUCGUUCACCGGCAGGUGUCGGACAUCGUCCCCGGUACCGGCCCUGCCGUUCCUGGUGAGUCCGACGCCGACCUCAGUGUCCGCUUCCAUCGAGAGGCUCCUCAACAGCAGCCGCCGCCACGCGCAGUCCUACGGUCACCAUGACAAGUAUGACCCCAACAUGGCUCACGUGCACCUGUUCCCACCUCUGACACUGAUGACCCAGGAACAGCAUCAGGCAGCGAGAAAACGCUCUUUCAUUGAACCGGAUCACCACAAGAAGCAGUCGGGGGGAACCCCGUCCAAGAAACCCAAAGUAAACCGGAAACUGAACUUCGAGGAUGACGUCACCACCUCACCGGUUCUGGGUUUGCGGAUCAAGAAGGAGAGCCCCGAGCUGAGGAGGACGCGGGAGAAGCCGGCUGCACCCGCCGGGGUUCAGCCGCUGGGAGAGUUCAUCUGCCAGCUUUGUAAAGAGGAGUAUCCAGACCCCUUCUCUCUCGCGCAACACAAGUGCUCCCGCAUAGUGCGCGUGGAGUACCGCUGCCCGGAGUGCGACAAAGUCUUCAGCUGUCCCGCCAACUUGGCCUCUCACCGACGCUGGCACAAACCGCGUCCGGUAAAUAACCAGGGAGGAGAGGCUCCCACAAACCGGAGCCAGUUAAAAGAGGCGCGAGCGCUCAUUCAGCACGAGAGGCAGCAGGUGGAGAUGGAGGGCAAAGAGAACGAGCUGCUGCGCACGAACGCUAAUCAGCACCACGGAACGCUGGACAGCUCCCGCAUCAGGCGCGAGCCAUCGCUGCUGCUUCUUCACCCUCGGUCUCGGGACAGCCCCGACAGCAACAGCCUCGCGCGUCCUCACUAUGACCAAUCAGCUCAUUACCGGAGCCCGGUUGAAAGCUGCGGGGACCUGCAGCAGCAUGUGAGAGCUGCGGACAGCCCUCCAUCCAGCCUCCUCCUUCUAACCGGUAACCCCGACGAGCGCGCAGAGCUUCAGCAACAGCAGCCGCCAUCACUCACGCGCCCCCCUUUACCGUUCAUCCAGUCGUUACCGGAGGAGGAAGUGUAUGAAUGUCGGUACUGCGGGAAAAAGUUCCGCCGACAGGCUUACUUGAAAAAACACCUAGCUGCACACGAAAUAAGCACGCGGGCCUCUCCGCCCCCGUCAUCUUACAGCCAAGCACGUGAGACCAGCGGCAGCCAGAGUCAGGUGUUCUUGUGCCACCUGUGCGGCGCGCGCUUCCCGUCGGUUGAAAUUAGGGACAAGCAUCGUCUGUGGCACGCGAUGAGAGACGAGCUGUUGGUGGAGACUCUGGGAGGAGGACGCAGAGCGGACGUUUUCCACGCGCACAGAGAAGAAGGAAGCGUCGUAGACUGCGAGCAGCAACAGAUCUUCACGUGCAAGUACUGUCCCUCCACAUUCUUCAGCUCUCCGGGCCUCACAAGACACAUCAACAAGUCUCAUCCCACCGAGAACCGGCAGGUGAUGCUGAUGCAGAUGACUGUGCGACCAUAAAGCGCGCAAGAAAUGCAAACAUUUUUGCUUUUAAAUCAUUCCAACCAUCUGGGAAAACGGUGUGUGGUUGUUGAAGUGUACAUUUUUAAGUCAACUUUUUUUGGUGUGUAUUAUUGGCUUACAACUGAGUCGCUGCGCCUUUGAUUGGAAGAUUUACAUUGUUCAGGAAACUAAAACAAAAUGUUGCUUACUUGCGCUUUUCAAUAUGAAUCUGGAACUGUCCGUGGUGCUGAAUCUUAAUUAUACAAAUCACAUCAUACACUGAAUUAUAGUCGCUGUUCAUGGUAAUUAAACAAUGACAAAGAA
This is a messenger RNA of Melanotaenia boesemani (Boeseman's rainbowfish), 2431 nucleotides long. RefSeq names its product insulinoma-associated protein 2. Gene Ontology annotation, molecular function: RNA polymerase II cis-regulatory region sequence-specific DNA binding; DNA-binding transcription repressor activity, RNA polymerase II-specific. Lineage: Eukaryota; Metazoa; Chordata; Actinopteri; Atheriniformes; Melanotaeniidae. The record is from RefSeq and is a predicted model, not a curated record. Gene Ontology annotation, biological process: negative regulation of transcription by RNA polymerase II; neuron differentiation; regulation of cell cycle process. Bases 11 to 2125 code for a protein of 704 amino acids. The transcript is spliced from 3 exons. Gene Ontology annotation, cellular component: transcription repressor complex; nucleus.